AUGGACCAAGAAAAAGGACCAUUUGCCGGGCUAGCAGCUUUUCUGAGUGACGAAGUCCAACCUCUUCACGCCGACUUGCUUCUGUUUACUUGCUGCUUGACUUCCGGGUUGAUUGAUAGUACAACAUACAAUGGGAAUACUAUCUUUGUUGGACUGGGUGCAUCGAACCAAAAUCCACGUCCGUACGGAUGGGCUCGUUCUCUGACAUCCAUUGGAUGUUUCACUAUAGGAUGCUUUCUCUUCGCAAGACUGAACCGUGCUGUCGGGGCACGGCGGCGGGGAUGCUUGAUGUUAUCUUUCCUCAUCCAGGCCAGUAUCAUCUUGAUUACUGCUAGUCUUAUCGAGAGUGGUGUUAUCUCGAGUGCUUUAGACAAUCAGUCACAAGAAACGACGGAAUGGAACCAAGAGGCCCCGAUCGUACUUCUCAGCCUUCAGUCGGCGGGUCAGAUCGUUGCGAGCCGGGCCCUAGGCUUCAACGAAAUCCCGACCGUGGUGAUCACGAGCCUUUUGUGUGAUUUGAUGUCGGAUCCCCAACUAUUUCUCUUGCAAAAUGAAAAGCGCGAUCGACGCGUCGUAGCCUUCAUUUUGACCCUGGCAGGUGCUAUUGUCGGCGGUUGGGUCACAAAGGCUACCAGGGACAUUGCGCCCAUUCUCUGGUUAUCCGCGGGAAUCAAACUAUCGGUGGUCAUUGCGUGGGGAUUCUGGAAAACCGGCUAA
Penicillium atrosanguineum is the source of this 717-nucleotide messenger RNA. RefSeq names its product YoaK family protein. NCBI's taxonomy places the organism in Eukaryota, Fungi, Ascomycota, Eurotiomycetes, Eurotiales, Aspergillaceae. The record is from RefSeq and is a predicted model, not a curated record. The coding region runs from base 1 to 717 and encodes 238 amino acids. The transcript is spliced from 2 exons.